AAAAGCGCUGCUAAGGAUAUUCCAACGACGUCCGGGACAAAAUCUCAAAUUAUGAUGCGUCUUGAGAAAAUGGUGGAGGAGUCCGAUAUUAUGCAAGGGUCCGUUCGUAGUAUAGAUUUUGAUGAAGGUGUUUUCGGAGCUGCUCAGUUCGAAAUAAUUGCAAAGGAGGACUUCCAACAACUUUUUGAACACACCGAAUUGGGCAUCGCUGUCAUUCAUACAUACAUAUGGUAUAUGUAUGUAACAUUGAUGCGGGGAACUGAAUUGUGUAACCGUUUCAAUUUUAUUGCUGCUUCCCGUAUCAAUGCAACGUUAAUAACGAAUAAUCCAACAUCCGUAAAGAAUGAUCUAGUCGAUAGAUUCAUGGCGGCCGGCGAUAAUACUACACCCAGUUUGUAUUUUUUACCAUACAUUUUAUUGAAACUUUUGUAG
Lathyrus oleraceus (garden pea) is the source of this 432-nucleotide messenger RNA. RefSeq lists its product as uncharacterized. The record is from RefSeq and is a predicted model, not a curated record. NCBI's taxonomy places the organism in Eukaryota, Viridiplantae, Streptophyta, Magnoliopsida, Fabales, Fabaceae. The coding region runs from base 52 to 432 and encodes 126 amino acids. The transcript has 3 exons.